AUGUCCAACAGCCUGAAGCCCACUGUCCUCAUUGUGCAUGGCUCGUGGCACGCUCCGGCGCACUACGAGCCUCUCGGUAGGCGUCUCGAAGAAAGGGGGUACAAUGUCUUUUGCCCUCCGCUGCCGAGCUGGCAUGCGGAUCCGCGCGCGACGACACUUCGCGCGGACGCAGACGCCAUAGAGCAGGCGUUGAAGAAGCUCGUUGAAGAUGAACAGAGACACGUCGUCGUUGUUGCGCACUCGUAUGGCGGUAUCGUCGCUUCUGAGGCGGUCAAGGCUUCCUACGGGCGCAAAGAGCGCGCCGUGGAAGGUAAAGAGGGCGGGGUGCUGCAUAUCGUCUAUAUGUGUGCGAUUGUGGUGGAGGAGGGUAAAUCCUUGGUCGACCAAUGGGGGCCGCUUCCGAAGGCACUGCCAGAAACCUUGAUCUGCUCGAGAACCGAUGGUGCGACGGCAUUUUUCAACGACGUGGCUAAAGACGAGCUCGAACGGGGCCAAUAUGUCCAGAAGCUGGUUCGUGGCUCUGUCAAACCGGACAUCUUUCCAACCACGUACGCGGCGUACAAACAUUACCCCGUAACGUAUAUUCUUUGCACCGAGGACAACGUGUGGCCAUAUAAGGCCUGCCAGGAGGUUGCGGUACGAGACAUUCUCGUCAAAAACGGGGCCGUUGUGGCGGAGAAGAUCCUCAGGAGUGGUCAUUCGCCGUUUAUCACAUUGCCGGGGGAGGUUGCCGAGUUUGUGGAUGAGAUUGUGGAAGCGACUUCAUUGGAUAGAUAG
Molecule: messenger RNA, 777 nt
Organism: Coniophora puteana RWD-64-598 SS2
Lineage: Eukaryota; Fungi; Basidiomycota; Agaricomycetes; Boletales; Coniophoraceae
Product: alpha beta-hydrolase
Exons: 2
Coding region: 1-777 (258 amino acids)
Source: RefSeq, a predicted model, not a curated record